Molecule: messenger RNA, 1350 nt
Organism: Psylliodes chrysocephalus
Lineage: Eukaryota; Metazoa; Arthropoda; Insecta; Coleoptera; Chrysomelidae
Source: the annotation of a GenBank genome assembly
AUGCUUUCGUGGGAAAGACAGAGAGAGCUUUACGAUCAUCUGGCUUAUCUCAAAGAAAAAGAAAAAGCGGAUAACUUCUCGUGGGACGACUGGAGGAAACGCUUCUUGAAAUUCAUGAAUUACAAAAAAUCUAGGUUGACAGAUCUGUUCAGAAAAAUGGACAAAGACAACAACGAGUUGAUUCCCAGAGAUGAAUUCAUCGAUGGAAUUAUCAAGACGAAAUUCGACACCUCUCGUUUGGAAAUGAAACACGUAGCGGACAUGUUUGAUGAAAACAACAGAGGAUUGAUCGAUUGGAAGAAGUUCAUUGCAGCUCUCCGGCCCGAUUGGGAAGAAAAAACACCGGACAAUGAUGCUCAAAAGAUUCACGACGAGGUCAAGAGAUUGGUCAUGUUGUGUACUUGCAGACAAAAAUUCAGAGUAUUCCAAGUAGGGGAAGGCAAAUACAGGUUUGGUGAAAGUCAAAAACUCCGUCUGGUUCGUAUCCUUCGAAGUACCGUCAUGGUACGUGUCGGAGGUGGUUGGGUAGCUUUAGACGAGUUCCUAGUGAAGAACGAUCCUUGCCGAGCUCACGAACACCUAGCAGAAUUGAUGCCUAUUUUCGAUGAAAUUCGAGCUAGAGGAGAGUGUGGGAAUGCGUAUCCUUUGCACGUGGGCUCCACCGCAGGCCCCACCUUACACAUGGCCCACGUUAAUCCUAACACCUGCUAUUGGGUAAGAGAACGUUCCCAGAGAUCCGUUCCCAUGGGAAGCCAACCAAGGACAGGAAGAACGUCUCUAUCAGCAGGAACGCCCGAUUCUCUUUCCGACAACGAAAGCUCAACAUUCCGUACACCCAGGAGACCAUCGUAUAGAUCAACUUUGACACCGGGAGGUUCGCGAAGUAACUCCAGACCCACCUCGAGGACGAGCAGUAGGCCAGGAAGCAAGCCUCCGUCAAGGCAUGGAUCUAACCUCUCUUUGGAUAGCACAGACGAUGCUACUCCAUCAAGAAUACCUAGAAGGACACCAACCUCUGGAAGAAGUUCAGCUCUUUCAACGACAAAAAGCAUCAAUGGUUCUAGCUCUCGCCCACGCACACCCAGCGGAUUGAUAUCUCCAGCUAGUCCCGUUGGAAGGACACGAACUCCAUCUGGAUCCAGCACUCCAGUACACCCGGAUCAACAAACAGCAGUCUCUAAACUAUUAAGACCGUCAAGCCGCGCGGAGACGCCUACUGGUCAAAGGACGCCUUCCGGUCAACGGACGCCGUCCGGCAUGAAAACGCCCACGGGUCUUAGGACGCCCUCUACCGUCCAAACCCGAAAGAAACCGACCCCUAUUGCUGAUCGGGAGCCUUUUAGGUUAUAA